UCGUGUUAAUCCAACAAUUUAAAUUAUCAUAAAAUAGAAUAGAAUUGUCGAAAAUAUUCAUCACUUGAAAAAUACUGCGAAAUUUGAUUCGAUUUCAUUUUAUCAUCAAUGAUAACUGAACAAGCAUAUCGAGUUACGUUACUUUUAGAUUUACAUUAUCAAAGUCAUUGAUACGCGCCAAAUUCAAUAUACUUCAUAAAGAAUAUGUCGUAAAUUUGUUUAACUAUAUUAUUUUUAUAUAAUUGUCCUAUAUUAUCUCUUUUUACAUGCAUAUAUUUUUAUAUUUUUCAUUCAUUUAUAUAGUGAACAUUUAUAUACAUAAACGUUAUAAUUAUGUCUGGGGUUUUACGUCGAAACAGAAGCUCUAUAACGCGAUUAGGAAGACCUAGCAUACUAUUUAGAACAUUGAAAGGCGGUAUCAAGAUUCCAAGAUAUCAAAAUACAUACCGAUUAGAAUCUUUCUUUCCUGUAAAAGUAGAAGUAGUCGAUAAAAUAUUGCAGGACGUAAUGUCUUCCACCUUGCAAGAUAUAAGAUAUAAUCCUAUAAUAUGUCUUGAGAUUUGUAAAGAUAUGUCACAGAAAGUGCGCGAUAUAAUAUUUAAAAAGUCCUAUGACCGUUACAAAUACACAGUGGUCAUGACGAUAAUACAAAAACUCGGACAACAUAUGGAAAUCAAUAUGGCGUGUUUGUGGGAUUUACAAAGAGACAAUUAUUCUACGUACGUUGUAGAAACUUCGGAAUUUAUUGCUCUCGGUUUAGUCAUUUUCACUUAUUACGAAUAAACCGAGUAAAACUGAGAUCUUUUUAUUGUGAUCUAUGAAGAUGAGCUUCAGUAUUAUCUCGUUUCGUUUUUAUCGACGACUUUGAAACUUUCUUGAAACAUUCUUGAAAAUCAAUUGAAAAAAUGCAAGAUAUUUCAGUAAAAAAAAAAGUCGAUCUUUUAUAUUUUGUUACGUAAUGGUUUCACGAUAUACAGUAUUCUCGAUUAUUGUUGUACUCCCUUUAUUCCCAUAAAAAAUAUCCAGCUUAUAAACUGAUAAUGGUAUCGCGUUAAGAUACGCGUUAUUAUGUAUGUAGCAUUGUCUUUAUAUAUGUAUAUGAUACAAUAAACGUUAAUUUUAACUUUUC
This is a messenger RNA of Vespula vulgaris, 1129 nucleotides long. Its product is annotated as dynein light chain Tctex-type 5-like. Gene Ontology annotation, molecular function: dynein intermediate chain binding. NCBI's taxonomy places the organism in Eukaryota, Metazoa, Arthropoda, Insecta, Hymenoptera, Vespidae. The coding region runs from base 334 to 783 and encodes 149 amino acids. The record is from RefSeq and is a predicted model, not a curated record. Gene Ontology annotation, biological process: microtubule-based movement. The transcript is spliced from 4 exons. Gene Ontology annotation, cellular component: cytoplasm; cytoplasmic dynein complex.